Molecule: messenger RNA, 5350 nt
Organism: Candoia aspera
Lineage: Eukaryota; Metazoa; Chordata; Lepidosauria; Squamata; Candoiidae
Gene: BAIAP2
Product: BAR/IMD domain containing adaptor protein 2
Exons: 15
Coding region: 78-1799 (573 amino acids)
Biological process (GO): actin crosslink formation; plasma membrane organization; positive regulation of actin filament polymerization
Cellular component (GO): nucleoplasm; cytosol
Molecular function (GO): protein binding; cytoskeletal adaptor activity
Source: RefSeq, a predicted model, not a curated record
ACGUACACGGAUCUUAGCUGUGGUGGCGGCUGUUGCUCUCCCGCGCUCUCCGUUGAGCCCUACGUCCUGACCAGUCUAUGGUGUUUCCUGGACUCCCUGGCACCGUCAUGUCGCGCUCGGAAGAGGUGCACAGGGUCACCGAGAAUGUCUACAAGACAAUCAUGGAACAGUUUAACCCCAGCCUCCGGAACUUCAUAUCCAUGGGGAAGAACUAUGAAAAGGCCUUGGCAGGUGUGACGUAUGCUGCAAAAGGAUAUUUUGAUGCUCUGGUUAAAAUGGGAGAAUUGGCCAGUGAAAGUCAAGGAUCUAAAGAAUUAGGGGAUGUUCUGUUCCAGAUGGCUGAAGUCCAUAGGCAGAUUCAGAAUCAGUUAGAAGAGAUGCUGAAGUCCUUCCACAAUGAACUACUAACACAGCUUGAGCAGAAAGUAGAGCUGGAUUCACGAUAUCUAAGCGCUGCACUAAAGAAGUACCAGACUGAGCAAAGGAAUAAAGGGGAUGCACUAGAGAAAUGCCAGGCUGAAUUGAAGAAGCUUCGGAAGAAGAGCCAAGGAAGCAAAAAUCCUCAGAAGUAUUCAGAUAAGGAGCUGCAGUUUAUUGAAGCAAUGACCAAUAAACAAAGUGAGCUGGAGAACUACGUGUCUGAUGGUUACAAAACAGCACUCACAGAAGAGAGGCGGCGAUUCUGUUUCCUGGUGGAGAAGCAGUGCUCUGUGGCCAAAAACGCCCUUACGUACCACUCCAAGGGAAAAGACAUCUUGACACAGAAGCUCCUGUUAUGGCAGCAGUCUUGUUCUGAUCCCAACAAGAUCCCAGAGCGUGCUCUUCAGCUUAUGCAGCAGAUGGCCCUCAGCAGCAAUGGUUCUGUUAUGGCCACACCUCUGUCAACAUCCAAGUCAAACCUCAUCAUCUCGGACCCUAUACCUGGUGCCAAACCUCUCCCAGUCCCACCAGAGCUGGCACCUUUUGUAGGACGAAUGUCUGCACAAGAGACCAUCCCAGUGAUGAAUGGUGUCUCAGGCUCGGAAGGUGAAGAUUACAGUCAUUGGUCCGACCGAAAGCCUCCUCAGCCGAAGUCCUUAUCCCCACCACAAACUCAGAAGCAACUGAGUGACUCUUACUCCAAUACUCUCCCUGUGCGCAAAAGCGUAAUGCCGAAAAACAGCUAUGCAGCCACUGAAAACAAGACUCUUCCCCGUUCCAGCUCCAUGGCAGCAGGGCUAGAAAAGAAUGGCAGAACCAGGGUGCGAGCCAUCUUCUCUCAUGCUGCUGGGGAUAACAGCACCCUUCUGAGCUUCAAGGAGGGAGACCUGAUUACAUUGCUUGUGCCUGAGGCCCGAGAUGGGUGGCACUAUGGAGAGAGUGAAAAGACAAAACUGAGAGGCUGGUUUCCUUUCUCCUACACCCGUGUGCUGGAUAGUGAUGGGAGCGAUAGAUUACAUAUGAGCCAGGGGAAAAGCAGCAGUACAGGUAACCUGUUGGACAAAGAUGAUAUCCCCCCUCCAGAUUACAGCAUGUCCUCCCGAACUUUCCAGUCACAGAAUGUCAGCACUUUCAAACAGAGGCCGUACAGUGUGGCAGUGCCACCAUUCGCCCAGGAGUACCUUAUGCCCUACAGUUGUGCAAUUAAUGAAUAUUCCUGUGGCCUCUUCCCAGUGUCACCUGCCUCCUACCAGCCUUACUCUAGGUCAACAGCCGGGCUGGAUGACUAUGGGGCAAGAUCCUCAAGCAGGAAUCCUUUUGCCAAUGUCCAGCUCAAACCAACCGUGACAAAUGAUCGUUCAGCUCCUCUCAUCAGCUGAUCCAGAAAUGUUGGGUUACGGCGGGUACCUUGCACCUUUUUAUUUCGCUUUCACUUGUGUUGUAUUUCUUUGAUGUCCUUGUACAGUUUACAUGUCUCUCCCCACAACUCUGUUUCGGUAGUUAAAUGGCGUUUUGGCCUCCUGCUUGAAAAGCAGAUGCUGGUGUGCUUUUCCUUUUGCUCAUUAGAAACAGAAGACAAACUUGGCCCUUGGAGAGAUAUGAAUCUUGAGAGUGAUGCUACGCUGCUAUACUGAGUGGAGACCUAGAUAGACCGAAAAGCAGGCCCUGCCUUCUUCACCUCUACAACUAUAUGCACCAUUCAUAAACGUUUUAAGAAUAGCCAAGGAGAUAGGUGAACCUUGCUGUUUUGCAUGUCCUAUAUUUGCCAGUUAAAAUUUCUCCUGGAAGUCCUUUUUCAUCUUCAAUCAAAGCAUGUGGAUUUGAAUAGGACUUCAGAUUUGUCAAGAAAAGCUUUGGGGCGGCCUAGUGCCAUCAAAUGAAAUGGAUGACCCUAGUCCUGCUCCCUCAACCCUCAGAACUGCCUGUGACAUGGACUUGAAUCUCGUAAGGGCUCCCUGGUAGCUCCCUCUUCACCUUGUGUUGGACUUUUGCUGGAUAAAAGUAAAGUAAAAGUUUUACUGUAUCAAUGUUUAGAAGAGCUGGGCUCCUCAAAGCAAUUGUCUCAAUUUGACAUUUAGAUUUUUAUUAACAGUCCAUCUCUCCUCAAAUAUAUCCAUCCUGCUUGCCUGUGAUGAUUUGUAAGUGGCAAGGCCCAAUGAUGGCCAAGUUAUUGUGCAUAGAUUUUCUACCAUAUUAAGAUGGUUGGGGAGUGUUAUGCAGGAAAGGAAUAUUUUCUGUGUGCAACUAGCACCAUCUGUUGCUUGAGCAUUUGUUUCAUUUCACUGUAGCUUUAAAUAAACCAGGGAGGGGCUCUUCCCCCCUUCCUCAUUACAAAGCUAGCUUAAUUCCUACCAUGCCCAAAUUCCCCUUGCAAUGUCUUCUUAUUGACACAUCUUGACUGGUGCAGGUGUGUUCUCUGCUGCCAAAACAAGUUAGUGUAGACGGCCUGACCUCUGCCUUGGUAUUGGGUCUGUGCUGUUUGAAAGGUCCUUGUUUUAUGACUGAGGUCCUUAUUUUAUGACUGUAUUCCUAUUUUUUUUAAUCUAACCUGCUAAAUUAGAUGUUAAUUCAGUCAUGAAUAAGCUUUCUUCUUACGCUCUGUCCUAUUGGCUGUCAAGGUCUGUUAAGUUGUAGGGUAGACCAUUCAGCUCUGUAUAUAUAUUUAUGCAACCCAAGGUCAAUGAAUAGUUCUUGGAAGCAAUAGUUAUCAAAAUGGAACAGAAGUCAUCCACCAUUUGGAGUGCUGUUACUUCUUUGAAUUCCAGUUACAGCACCAGAGUCUGGCGAUAAUGGGCAACGCAAAAAUAAUUCCUAAAAUCCAUUUUACUUCAGAUAUGGAAUGAUAGAGGCAAAUUAGCAGUCACAUUUUUAGACCUGUGUUCUGUUCCUAUGCAUUGCCCUUUCUGUCUUUUAAAUUCUUACUGAUCAAACCCUAGUGAAUUCUGCUGGAUGCAGCUUCUGCCUCAUUCUACAUAAACUAGCCCUAGCUGACUGCGCAAAAUCUAUAUUUAGCUGCUGCUUUUUCCCCCAGAGAGAAAAUAUGAUAACAACUUGGCAUUUGUUUUCCUCUAAAAGUGGCAACGCUUUUGGUGUAAUCUUUGGCCAAAUCCUAAACAGUCUCUCCCAUGUGGUCCUUUGCUUAACCUAAAGUCAUUUGCAGUGGCUUUGAUUUUUCCAAUGACUUUUAAAAAGCAGUCACAGCUGUCUGGAAUAUAAGUUUCCCAGUCCCACCAUUAAAAUAAUCAUUCAAGUUCAAACUUGAUCAUAGCUUCUGUGCCCUCUGUUCUCAGUUUCUGAAUAACAUUACGGCUGGUUUUCUAUGAUACACUUAGCCCAGAAUGUAUUGUCUGGCUUAAUGUGUUGAGUGACCCAACCAUUGUGGUUUAUUCAAUAAACCAAAGUUAAACAACUGUGGCUUAGCAUGCUGUGUGCAUCCAGUUUAAGUGUCCCAUGCAAGCUUGGAGACUUCUAUAGUUUUUUGUUGGUGAGCAGUUCCAUCAUGACUUGUACAUUUCCCUCUGGCUUAUUAUGCACUCCUAUAGAUGUCUCAAAAUCUAUAUUUUUAUAUGAAGAAAUUUAGCUAAAACCAGUUAUAGAAAAUCUCUAACCUUGAUAGUUCAGAUAACCUGCCAGUAGCUGGUCUUAACUAAGGCUGCAAUCCUAAGGAAAAUUAUUGAAAAGAAAAAGCUCACUGGCCUUGUUUUUGAGUCAUACAACGGCAUGUGCUACAAGUGCAAUUUUUUUUUGCUGGAUUGCAUCUUUCUUCUAUUACAUUCCUUUUUUCAGAAUCAUUUUUCCUGUUGUUGAAUAAUUUACCUCAUGGUCUUUCUUCACAUAAGUAUAAUGAGGUUUCUCAGCCACACUGUACUGUUUUGAAAAAUGACAGUGAGUAUGUAUGUAUGUAUGUAUGUGUAUACACACACACACACACACGUUUUUAAAAAGUCAAACUUUGCCAAACUACUUCGAGGUUUUUUUUUUUCCUUUAAGGACGAAGAUGGAUUUUUAGUUCCUUCUUUCUUUGCUCCAGUCUCAAACCAGCUCCUUCCUUAUGUACUAUUUUCAGCAGUGUAGCCUUGCUGUGGAAUUAUUUAGAUCAAUGUUUCUCAACCUUGGCAAGUUGAAGUACACACAUCUUAAAGUUGCUAAGGUUAAGAAACUCUGAUUUAGAUGACUCAAGGAAAAUAGGAACCCUAGCUUGCCAAAUGGGGCUUUCAACCUUAACGGGGAGGGGGGUUGUCCAUCUGUCAGCUCCUGGAUUGAAUGUGGGAGAAAGGAUAACAGGUAAAGAUUUCCAAACAAACAUUGGCUCUUGCAAGAUGGACUAUCAGAAGGGUCAGAAAGUGAAGUAGGCUAGCUGAGGCUUGUCUUACGUUGCCUCAGUCCUUUAGGUGCCCUGUGCUACAGUAUAUGGGACGGUUUGAGGGAACAGAUGUUCUAUAGGAGAUGCCAGAAAAUGGAGCCUAAUAUUGCCUUUCUUCUUUUGUUCACUGGGGGGGGGGGGUAGAAACUGGCAAUAACAAAUGAGGGAGAGGGUCCACAUGCAAGUGUUUUUCAAGGAAAGGUUGACUAUAAUCACUUCUAAAAUUCACUGGUUUUUUGACAACCUUCUCCCUGCCCUAAUUGCUACAUCCUCCUCUUUGAACUAUUUAAAUAAUUUAUCCUAAAUAGGUCCGGGAGCAUGUAAUGAAUGGGAAGCUUUUACUGCACUAUAUGUAAGAGUUGAUACAACACUAACAUAGCUGAGAAUGCAUCUGAGCAAUUCAACUGAAUCAUAUAAUGUGGCUGGGAAUUUUGGAAAUUGUAAUCCCAGUGCAUGUGGGGAGCAACAGGUUGGGAAAGCUGGUUUAGAUAGUGUCACUAGAUCUGCUUAUGCUCUUCAAGAGUCCCUUUUGUUAGGACUUGAAGAUUAAAAGAGGUUUCUCCUGGA